Molecule: messenger RNA, 1476 nt
Organism: Exophiala mesophila
Lineage: Eukaryota; Fungi; Ascomycota; Eurotiomycetes; Chaetothyriales; Herpotrichiellaceae
Exons: 1
Coding region: 381-1235 (284 amino acids)
Cellular component (GO): methionyl glutamyl tRNA synthetase complex
Molecular function (GO): tRNA binding
Source: RefSeq, a predicted model, not a curated record
CUGCUGUGGUGGUGAAGCAGAGGGAAUGUGAGGCUGCACGUGCACCCGGACCUGCCCAACGACAACUACGACAAUCGCUCUUUCCCUCUUCGUCGCCUUCCUCCUCCGCACCACAAAUUUUCUCCAAUUCGAGCAUCUCGACAUUUCUCAGCAACAAAACCUCAUCUUUGUCUUAUUCCCAUACCAACCACAACUCCUCGCCAUUUCCACCAGCUCGUCAUCAGUGCCAGAGAUCUCACUCCCUGGUCGUCGACGCCACUUCUUCCAGAACUCCCAACCCCUCCUCCACCCCUCUUCCUUCCACCACCACCCCGCAGUUCACUCGUGACUCAACUAUCCAAAUUACAUCCUUCGCAUCGCAAAACGCCUCCGUCCUUUCAAUGUCCGACCCUGCCUCGUCUGGCACCUCUACUCCCGCUCAACACAAACCCCUCGUUGUCGGCCGUACGAAGCCUCAAUCUCCCUCCACCCCAACUCCCUCGACCAUGUCAUCUUCAACACCCACCCCCGCCGACCCUCCUGCCGCUGCCGCCUCAUCAUCCACGCCAACAGACCAGCCCACAAAGAAGAAAGAAAAGGCUCCCAAGGCUCCGAAGCCCCCGAAGCCCGCACCUGUAGUCGCACCGCUGUCCCCUGCCCUCAUCGACCUACGAGUCGGCCAUAUUCUCCGAGCGAUCGCCCACCCCAACGCCGAUAGUCUCUAUGUGUCCACCAUUGCCAUGGGCGAUCCCGAGGGAACAGAAUUCACUCAAGUCGAUGAAGCAACUGGGAAGGUCGUGCGGACAGUCUGCUCCGGCUUGAACGGACUUAUCCCCCUCGAAGAACUUCAGGAUCGCAAGAUCAUUACCGUCGCCAACUUGAAACCCGUCAACAUGAGAAGUAUCAAAUCCUGCGCCAUGGUCUUGUGCGCAAGUCCCAAGCCCAAAGAAGGAGAGGACGCCCACGGCCCUGACCGGAAAGUCGAAUUUGUAGACCCUCCUGCGGGGAGCGAAGCUGGUGAUGCGGUGUAUUUCGAGGGAUGGGAGUACGGUGAGGGUAAAGGACCGGAAAAGCAACUCAACCCCAAGAAGAAGCAAUGGGAGGCCAUUCAGCCAGGCUUCUUCACUGAUGACGACCUGAGCGUUGGGUUUGACGCUGCAGUGACCGAGGUUGAAGGCGAUAAAAAGGGCAAGCUUAUGGUCAAGGGCAAGGGUUACUGUUCGGUCAAGAGUCUCAAGGGAGCAGGCUGCUCUUGAGCGAAUGGAGAUUUGAGGGAGGCAUGUCAAAGGGGUUGAAGAUUCGUGUGAGAUGCAUAUCUAUUCUGCCAUUUCCAGAAUAGACUCGUCAUUCAUAUUCGCUUGCGAUUCCAUAUCCUGAUAGAUGUAGAUUCCGCUGCCUCCGAGACACACCCUCCUCUCAAUAUAGAUCAUGUGCGAGGAACACGACGUGAUGAAUCAAGCCAGGAGCUGGCAUUCCUCAUUCUCACCUCACUUCAAC